AUGGAGCACUUUAAGGAGGAGCACUGUAAGGAGGAGUACGUUAAAGGGGAGCGCUGUAAGGAGGAGCGCUGUAAGGAGGAGCGCUGUAAGGAGGAGCGCUGUAAGGAGGAGCACUGUAAGGAGAAGCGCUGUAAAGGGGAGCACUGUAAGGAGGAGCACUGUAAGGAGGAGUACGGUAAAGGGGACCACUGUAAGGAGGAGUGCUGUAAAGGGGAGCACUGUAAGGAGGAGCACUGUAAGGAGGAGCGCUGUAAGGAGAAGCGCUGUAAAGGGGAGCACUGUAAGGAGGAGCACUGUAAGGAGGAGCGCUGUAAGGAGGAGCACUGUAAGGAGGAGCGCUGUAAGGAGAAGCGCUGUAAAGGGGAGCACUGUAAGGAGGACCACUGUAAGGAGGAGUAUGGUAAAGGGGAGCACUGCAAGGAGGAGCGCUGUAAAGGGGAGCACUGUAAGGAGGACCACUGUAAGGAGGAGCGCUGUAAGGAGGAGCGCUGUAAAGGGGAACACUGUAAGGAGGAGCACUGUAAGGAGGAGCGCUGUAAGGAGGAGCACUGUAAGGAGGAGCACUGUAAAGGGGAGCACUGUAAGGAGGAGCACUGUAAGGAGGAGCGCUGUAAAGGGGAGCACUUAAGGAGGAGCACUGUAAGGAGGAGAGCUGUAAGGAGGAGCGCUGUAAAGGGGAGCACUGUAAGGAGGAGCACUGUAAGGAGGAGCGCUGUAAGGAGGAGCGCUGUAAGGAGGAGCGCUGUAAGGAGGAGCACUGUAAAGGGAGCAGUGUGA
Messenger RNA from Rattus norvegicus (Norway rat), 777 nucleotides. NCBI's taxonomy places the organism in Eukaryota, Metazoa, Chordata, Mammalia, Rodentia, Muridae. The record is from RefSeq and is a predicted model, not a curated record.